Daphnia magna is the source of this 650-nucleotide messenger RNA. RefSeq names its product histone H2B.3. Bases 42 to 413 code for a protein of 123 amino acids. The record is from RefSeq and is a predicted model, not a curated record. The transcript has a single exon. Lineage: Eukaryota; Metazoa; Arthropoda; Branchiopoda; Diplostraca; Daphniidae. Gene Ontology annotation, cellular component: nucleosome. Gene Ontology annotation, molecular function: structural constituent of chromatin; DNA binding; protein heterodimerization activity.
UCAUAUUCAGUUUUAAUUCCAACUGGUUUUCAACUUCUAAAAUGCCCCCUAAAGUUAGCGGCAAAGCAGCCAAAAAAGCUGGCAAAGCUCAGAAGAACAUUGCCAAAGGAGACAAAAAGAAAAAGCGCAAGAGGAAGGAGAGCUAUGCUAUCUACAUCUACAAAGUGUUAAAGCAGGUCCACCCCGACACUGGCAUUUCUUCGAAAGCUAUGACGAUCAUGAACAGUUUCGUCAAUGACAUUUUCGAACGUAUUGCUGGAGAAUCUUCUCGUCUUGCCCACUACAACAAGCGUUCUACCAUCACGAGCCGGGAAAUUCAGACAGCUGUCCGUCUCCUUCUGCCCGGAGAAUUGGCCAAGCACGCAGUAUCUGAAGGCACAAAGGCUGUGACUAAGUACACUAGUACUAAGUAAAUGGUCUCCACCUCCCUUUUUCCAAACGGCCCUUUUCAGGGCCACCAAAUUUUAAAAGAAAACGAAGAGUUAUUCCACAGAGUUUCUGUUUGUUGUACGCUAUCAGUACAGAAAUAGUCAAACCUCGUUAUCUUACGAUAUUCUUAAAGCUUGCGGCAGUAAAUGUUUUGCAUCGGGAUAGUUAUUGUUUAAUAAACAAGUAUUGCCGUAUGAUGCAUAUCAUCCUCAGUUAAUCUU